Molecule: messenger RNA, 1777 nt
Organism: Lytechinus variegatus (green sea urchin)
Lineage: Eukaryota; Metazoa; Echinodermata; Echinoidea; Temnopleuroida; Toxopneustidae
Product: probable sodium-coupled neutral amino acid transporter 6
Exons: 13
Coding region: 93-1559 (488 amino acids)
Biological process (GO): L-glutamine transport; amino acid transmembrane transport
Molecular function (GO): L-glutamine transmembrane transporter activity
Source: RefSeq, a predicted model, not a curated record
UUAUAUUUUCGUUGACAUUGAAUGAAUGAAAAGUGCAGUGCAGUCCAGUUCAUACCUUUAAUAUAUCAUUUUUGGCUUUUAGCAGAAAAUAAAUGGAGCCAAAAUGUCACCGCUUAGGCGGAAGCCGUGUAGAGGAUGCGGACGAACAAUCACACAACAUAGUAUACCAUGGUAUUUUGGAUGAUACACCUUUAUUACCUUCAGCUUCUGUGCAGCAGGAGGCAAUGACGGAAAGAGUGGAACCUUUUACAUCAGGGAAGACAUCUUUUGGACUAUCGGUUUUCAAUUUGAUGAACGCUAUAUUAGGGAGUGGGAUCUUGGGCUUACCCUAUGCAAUGGCACAAUCUGGUAUUAUCCUCUUCAGUGUGAUGCUGUUGCUUGUUGCAAUGAUGGCAAACUACACAAUCCACCUCCUGCUUAAGAUGUGUGACAUCACAGGUCAUAGGUCAUAUGAAGAUAUAGGGAACAGUGCAAUGGGUGUCUCAGGAAAGCUAAUGGCAGCUUCUGCUAUACUCCUUCAAAAUGUUGGUGCUAUGUCAAGUUAUUUAUUUAUUGUAAAGAAUGAGAUGCCAGCAGUUCUCAAGACGUUCCUCCAUGAAGAUCAGACAGCAAAUGAAUGGUAUGUAAAUGGUGACUAUUUGGUCCUCCUCCUUGUGUUAUUGAUCAUCCUCCCCUUGGCUUGCCUGCCAAAGAUUGGUUUCCUUGGUUACACCAGUGCCUUCUCCAUUCUAUGCAUGGUCUUCUUCACAGUGGGGAUUGUGUACAAGAAGUUUGGAUUUCCAUGCCCUAUUCCUGUUACACCAGGACCAAAUGUCACUGUAGAGAAUAUUUUUGAAAACUACAUGUACUACCAUCCUAAAGAUAACCAGACUGACCAAUGCAAGGCCAAGCUCUUUACUAUCACUCUUCAGACAGCAUACACCAUACCGACAAUGGCUUUCUCAUUCGUGUGCCACACAGCAGUACUUCCCAUCUAUGCAGAAUUAUCAAGACCAACAAAGCGCAGGAUGCAGAAUGUUACUAUCACGUCUAUUGGAGUUUGUUACACCUUGUAUAUGAUAGCAUCUUUGUUUGGAUAUCUUACAUUCUAUGAUGGUAUCAAUAGUGAGAUACUCCAUGGCUACAGCGAAUACAAAGAGGAUGACCUUCUUAUCUUGAUCAUCAGAAUAGCUGUUCUUACUGCCAUUGUAUUCACAGUACCCAUCAUACAUUAUCCUGCUCGUCUAGCUUUCAUGAUGAUAGCCGGGACUGCCUUUCCUGUAGCAUCAGCCAGGUAUUCAUGGAAACUUUAUUUCCUGACGACAUUUAUUCUGCUUGCUUUAGUCACAACAUUCGCCAUCUGUGUUCCAAACAUCAUGGAAAUAUUUGGUGUCAUAGGUGCUACUGCCUCGACCAGCUUGGUCCUCUUUCUUCCAUGUCUUUUCUACCUCAAACUUGGUCAGGAGCAGCUCAAAUCAUCAUCUAAAAUCAUGGCCGUCAUCCUCCUAGUAGUGAGUGUAGCUCUCCUCAUCCUCAGCCUGACCACCAUCAUGUAUGGAAUCAUUACAAAGGAUACAUGAUGCACUCUCUCCAUCUCAUUAAAUACCAAAGAGACAAAUAUGUGGCCAAAAUGAUUAGCCUUCAGGAAGGACAAACUGGUUCAUUAGGUACUAGGCUCAAAUCUCUGUCUCAUGAGUUAGUGCUUCAUUGAAAUCUAUAUUGAGGGUGAGAUGAUGAUAAUAUGCAAUGUUCAUUAGACAUGCAUACACACAAAUUAUGCAUGCAUAGUUUGUGAUAU